AUGGACAACCUUCCAAGUACAGUUGACCUUAACGCAUAUAAAGCGUAUAUAAACGAAGAGACAAUUUACUCAGUCACAAACAAGUUUCUUAACUCUAUAGAUCUCAAGUGGGAAUCACAGAGCCCUCCAACUCUUCGCAUUAUAGUUCUCAACAGUAUAAUUUUAAAUUGGCAUGAGGUCCCUAUUCUAUCAGAAAUUCCAAAACAAGCCGAUAAAAACUACAUCCUGGAAAAUCUCGAUGUAAAUUUGCCAAUAAAACUUCUCAGCACUCAUAUCAGGGAAGAUAUUUUCUGGAACCGAUGCUUUCGAAAUCGCUGGAGAAACUGCUUUCCAGAGAACGCCAAUAAGAGAUGGAUUUCGUCGUAUAUGGAGAAAGACCUCGCAGAAAUGUUAGAAAAUUUAGAGCCUUGCAAUUAUGAUCAGGAGGAAAUGCAAAGAAUUUUGGAGAUAGCUGCUCCGUAUAUAGAAGAACUGAAUAUUUCUUGUCUACAACCUUCAAUGGAUGAUAAAACAGAUCACGUUCCAUUUGACUUUAUUCUAUCCAAUCUAACAGAAUUGAAUAAACUUCAUGUGAGUUAUAUUGCGAAAAAAAUUGGCACGAAUUUCUACUUGGGCUGCUCAAGUAUGUCUCCGAAUGAUGCAACGAAUUUAUGCCGAGGAUUGCAAAAAACUUAUGACUUAUUAGAAUUUUGUUUACACAGCACAAAGUUGGAUCUGCCCAUGAUCAAAGCAUUUGCCAGAAGCUUGGAUAAAGGAUGUCCAAAUCUGACAUCAUUGAACCUCACCAACUGCUGCGUAGGUGAUAAUGGAUUCGUUGAAUUUAUACAAGUAUUAAGCUCAGAAUCAUUUGUAAAUUUGAAGCGGUUGAUAUUAACAAACAAUUUUUUCUCUCAAAAAACUGCAUUAUAUCUAAGUAAAAUGAUCAGAAAUCGACGUAUAGAGCACCUUGACAUCAGUUUGAAUCCGAUUGGGUCAGAAGGUGCUGCCACAAUAUUUUCCGUUGUUCACAAGCUACCAAUAAAGUUCUUGAAUAUCAGUGCUUGUUCGAUCACAGAGACAAUAGAGAAACUUCUCCUAAAAUUACUUGUCGAUAACAAAACACUUUUCCAUUUCAACAUAUCCAAUAACGAACUAGGAAACGAGCUAGGAAUGAAUAUAUAUCGCAUAAUUGGCUUCAAUAAAGUCCUAAAAUGCUUAGAUCUGCGAAACACAAAUAUACAAACGAAGCUACGGAAGGAUAUUACAAGCGUAUUAUUCCAAAACAAAGACAGGUUGUGAAUAUGAAAAUAAAAGCGUUUUCUCUUAC
Messenger RNA from Hermetia illucens (black soldier fly), 1306 nucleotides. RefSeq lists its product as uncharacterized. Gene Ontology annotation, biological process: activation of GTPase activity; nucleocytoplasmic transport. The transcript is spliced from 6 exons. Lineage: Eukaryota; Metazoa; Arthropoda; Insecta; Diptera; Stratiomyidae. Gene Ontology annotation, molecular function: GTPase activator activity; small GTPase binding. The record is from RefSeq and is a predicted model, not a curated record. The coding region runs from base 1 to 1278 and encodes 425 amino acids. Gene Ontology annotation, cellular component: cytosol; perinuclear region of cytoplasm; nucleus.